Molecule: messenger RNA, 3086 nt
Organism: Castor canadensis (American beaver)
Lineage: Eukaryota; Metazoa; Chordata; Mammalia; Rodentia; Castoridae
Gene: Nectin3
Product: nectin cell adhesion molecule 3
Biological process (GO): homophilic cell-cell adhesion; heterophilic cell-cell adhesion; symbiont entry into host cell
Cellular component (GO): apical junction complex; adherens junction
Source: RefSeq, a predicted model, not a curated record
GUCGGCGACGGCGGAGUCGAGGCAGCCGCGAGCGCUCGGCUGAGUGUCAGCCGGCGGCGACGGCGCACGAGCUGGGAGUUAGGGACACGCGCGCCGGACCUGCCGCCGCCGCCGCCGCCGCCGCGCUGCGGCCGCUGCUGCCACCACCCAGAGCCUGAGGCGCCGGGGCCGAGGAAGCCGGGGGGCGGGCGAGCGGGCCGGGGGGGAGGGUGGGGGAUGGCGCGGACCCCGGGGCCGGCCCCGCUGUGUCCCGCAGGCGGUAAAGCACAACUUUCCUCCGCUUCUCCCCCCGGGGCCGGGCUCCUGCUGCCGCCCCCGACGCCACCUCCGCUGCUGCUGCUGCUCUUCCCGCUGCUGCUCUUCUCCCGGUUCUGUGGUGCCUUAGCUGGACCAAUUAUUGUGGAGCCGCAUGUCACAGCAGUAUGGGGGAAGAAUGUUUCAUUGAAGUGUUUAAUUGAAGUAAAUGAAACGAUAACACAAAUUUCAUGGGAGAAGAUACAUGGCAAAAGUACACAGACUGUUGCAGUUCAUCAUCCUCAAUAUGGAUUCUCUGUUCAAGGAGAAUAUCAGGGAAGAGUCUUGUUUAAAAACUAUUCACUUAAUGAUGCAACAAUUACUCUGCAUAACAUAGGAUUCUCUGAUUCUGGGAAAUACAUAUGCAAAGCUGUCACAUUCCCACUUGGAAAUGCCCAGUCCUCUACAACUGUGACUGUGUUAGUUGAACCCACUGUGAGCCUGAUAAAAGGGCCAGAUUCUUUAAUUGAUGGAGGCAAUGAAACAGUAGCAGCCAUUUGUAUCGCAGCCACUGGAAAACCAGUUGCACAUAUUGACUGGGAAGGUGACCUUGGGGAAAUGGAAUCCACUACAACUUCUUUCCCAAAUGAAACAUCCACAAUCGUCAGCCAGUACAAGCUGUUUCCAACCAGGUUUGCUAGAGGACGGCGAAUUACUUGUGUUGUAAAACAUCCAGCCUUGGAAAAGGACAUCCGAUACUCUUUCGUAUUAGAUAUACAGUAUGCCCCUGAAGUUUCAGUAACAGGAUAUGAUGGAAAUUGGUUUGUUGGGAGAAAAGGUGUUAAUCUCAAGUGUAAUGCUGAUGCAAAUCCACCACCCUUCAAAUCUGUGUGGAGCAGGUUGGAUGGACAAUGGCCUGAUGGUUUACUGGCUUCAGAUAAUACUCUUCAUUUUGUCUAUCCACUGACUUUCAAUUAUUCUGGUGUUUAUGUCUGUAAAGUGACCAAUUCCCUUGGUCAAAGAAGUGAUCAAAAGGUCAUCUACAUUUCAGAUCCUCCUACUACUACCACCCUUCAGCCUACAAUUCAGUGGCAUCCUUCAACUGCUGACAUCGAGGAUCUGGCAACAGAACCUAAAAAAUUGCCCUUCCCAUUGUCAACUUUGGCAACAAUUAAGGAUGACACAAUUGGCACAGUCAUUGCUAGUGUAGUGGGUGGGGCUCUUUUCAUAGUACUUGUAAGUGUUUUGGCUGGAAUAUUCUGCUAUAGGCGAAGACGGACGUUUCGCGGAGACUACUUUGCCAAAAACUACAUUCCACCAUCAGAUAUGCAGAAAGAAUCACAAAUAGAUGUUCUUCAACAAGAUGAGCUUGAUUCUUACCCAGACAGUGUAAAAAAAGAAAAUAAAAAUCCAGUGAACAAUCUAAUACGUAAAGACUAUUUAGAAGAGCCUGAAAAAACUCAGUGGAACAAUGUAGAAAAUCUCAAUAGGUUUGAAAGACCAAUGGAUUAUUACGAAGAUCUAAAAAUGGGAAUGAAGUUCGUCACUGAUGAACAUUAUGACGAAAAUGAAGAUGACUUAGUUUCACAUGUAGAUGGUUCAGUAAUUUCCAGGAGGGAGUGGUAUGUUUAGCAUCCACUGAAUGUGACUUAACUAUGUACAAUGUUUCAUUCAUACUAGUUGAUCAUUUUCAGAUUGUUCAUACUUUUUCUUGAGGAAGAAUAACCUUUUUCAAGUUGAUUUUUGAGCUUACUUUUUAUAUUCUGAUCUGACAAAUGAAAAUGUAAAAUCUGGGUUCAAUGUAUCUGAGCUGCUUUACAAUUUUUUUCAAUGCUGUACUACUGUCUCAAGAUUUAAAAUUUAAUGCAGAGUACUUUAUUGGUCUGAGGCACACAGGUAAGAAGAAAUGUCAAUGUUAAAUGUAUGAUUUUUUUGGUACAAAAAUUAAAAAAAGGAAACUACCUUGGUAUUGAGUAUUAAAUGUUUACCUAAGACUAUAAUCUCAAGUAUAGUGUGUGUAAAACAUAUACCUCUCACAAUUUAUCACCACUAAAUUAUACUGCAUCAAAAUUGACUAUAAAACUAAUUCAAGAAAUGUUUAUAUAUAUAUAUAUUUUUAGUACACUAAAAAUAUUCAGCCUGAUGAAACAUUUUUCCUUUUCAAACAUCAUUUUUUAAGUUUCUAUACAAAUGAAAUCUUACCUCUGCAUUUUAAUGAGCCUUGCCAUAAUUACUGUAGAGUGGCUUUUCAAAGAUAUUUUGUUGCACUAAAACUGUGGUAGUUAACUCAGUGAAUAUGAUGUGUGAAAGAGCAUAAUUAGCUGGUCAGUAUUUUUGUCCAAAAUAUAUUCAAGAGUAAUAAAAUACAUGCCUUCUAAACAUGGUAAUUAUUACAAUUUUUCAUCUCUGGAAGAUAGUUCUUAAAUUGUUUUGUGAACAUUGAUUUUGGUACAUUAAGCAUUAUCCUUAUAUUUAAUGCUUUAUUUCCUAAGUAUAUGAGUAGUAAUGAAAGUAAAGGUACUCAGAAAAAUACAGUGCAGAGAGGGCAUUUUAGUAUACUGACUUACCAGUUUGAGAAAUGAGGUGUUUUGGCCAGAAAUCCACAAAGAAUUUUCUAAACCAUCUCAUUUUAGUUAUUUAAUGUUGAUAUUGUUCAAACGGGUAAAUGUACAGGAAAAAAAUAAACUUGGAAACUUGGGAUUUAACUAGAAAAAUCUGAAUUAUAGAACCAGUUGGUAAUACUUGCUGAUGAAUUGGCAAUCCAUCCCCUUUUUCCUCCAUUUUCUCCUAAAUGUAUGUAUGUGUUUCAAGAUUUUUGUUUUUCCAAUUAAAACUGGAAACAUACCACGAGA